GUUUUAAAAAAAUCAACACUGGCAUUAGUAUUUCAGUGGUUUAAAAGUAAUAAACGACAUGAAUUAUUUAAGAUUUUGUAGUAUUUUCUUAAUAGUUUUCUCCAUAUUUCAUGUUGAAUGUAAAGUUUAUACAACCACAAACAAUAUUACUUACUAUAUAGAGGAUAAAUAUGCGUUUACCUGGUAUGAUGCUCAUCUAGAAUGCAGCGCCAGAGAUAUGGCUCUUUUGACCAUAGAUAGUAAAGAAAAAUAUGAUGAUAUUAUUAAACUAUUGAUCAGUGGAAAAUUUAAAGAUAAACCACCUCAUCUCUGGAUUGGUGCUAUUGGUAUUAAUAGGAAAUUUGCCUGGAUUUUAACGGGUAAACCUAUAAUACCCUCAUUAUGGUGCAACAUUUGCCCCAAUAAUCAUCCCAACAAUGAAAAUUGUGUACAAGUCUGGGCCAAUGAACAUGGUUUGAAUGAUUUAAAUUGUGAUGUAAAAAUUGGUUUUGUUUGUGAGAAUCGUAUUGAAUUGGAAAAUUGCAAGGGAAAGAAAUCGAAUUAUAUAGUUAAUAUUAUGCAACAUUGUUGAAAUUAAUAUGAAAUGUGAAAAGUAUUGAAAUUUGAAAUGUUAUUAAUAAAGAAUAUUUUUUUU
Molecule: messenger RNA, 634 nt
Organism: Lucilia cuprina (Australian sheep blowfly)
Lineage: Eukaryota; Metazoa; Arthropoda; Insecta; Diptera; Calliphoridae
Product: lectin subunit alpha-like
Exons: 3
Coding region: 59-571 (170 amino acids)
Biological process (GO): biological process involved in interspecies interaction between organisms
Cellular component (GO): external side of plasma membrane
Molecular function (GO): carbohydrate binding
Source: RefSeq, a predicted model, not a curated record